AUGAAGAUCUCGGUUAGCCUUGUUUCGGCGCUGGUCGCCGCCGGUAUCGUUGAGGGGCACAUUGCCGCAUGGGCCGAUGGCAUGUAUUGUCGAGGUGGGAACAACACUGUAGUAGACGACUCCAACACCAACCUGGUAGUCAACCCGCUCUACCAACUCCCAAAAGCCAGGUGGUGGAUGCAAGCCGACCGCGGAUGCGACAAAGUGCCCCCUCCAGCGGGCCAGUUCCUCAACCUACCCGCCCGGGGCAAGUUUACCGUCGACCUCGGGGCCAAUCGCGGCUGCACGAGCCUUUCCUACGGCGGCAAGACCGCGACGCAGUGGCCAGACUGCAGCGAACACCCAGACGACUGGCAUGCGCCUGGGCCGGGCAAGUGUCUCGUGGAUAACCCGGACGUCAAAGGAGGGGCGAUGCACACGCAAAACUAUACCACCACGGCAGGCACAGCAUUCGCCAUCAGCUAUCAGUCAGAUAUCAGAAAGGUGACGAUGGAGAACCUCGUCGUCUUUUCGGUUGUCGAGCACACACCUUGGAAACGCGUAACUUUGUACCAAGUUCCGGACUUGCCUGCUUGCCCGGUGGGAGGCUGCUACUGCGCCUGGCUCUGGGUUCCAGAUGGAUGUGGCCAGCCCAACAUGUACAUGCAAAACUUCAAAUGCAAUGUUAGCAACGCCGUGUCCACGAAGCGACUGGGUAUCGCUAAGCCGCCCGUCGCUUGCCGAGAUGAUUCGAAGAAGUGUGUUGCUGGACCGAAGCAAAUGAUUGCUUGGAAUCAAGCCGAAGGAAACAACGUGCCGGAUGUCGGUUAUAGCCCCGGAUACAACGCCAGGAUGGGUUUCAAGCCAGGUGCCCAAAAUGACAUUUUUGUCUAG
This is a messenger RNA of Colletotrichum abscissum, 873 nucleotides long. RefSeq lists its product as uncharacterized. The record is from RefSeq and is a predicted model, not a curated record. NCBI's taxonomy places the organism in Eukaryota, Fungi, Ascomycota, Sordariomycetes, Glomerellales, Glomerellaceae. The transcript is spliced from 6 exons. Bases 1 to 873 code for a protein of 290 amino acids.